AUGGCGUCCCGUGGCAUUCUGGGCGCCGUCGGUGCGGUGAGUGUAUUCGGGGUGACAGGCGUUGUUAUGCUGGGUUCGCGCUGGCGUCAGCUGGAGUCGCGCCGCGCAAAGCUCAACAACGAGUAUGCGGAUAUUCUGGAAGAGCUCCGCGCCCUCGAAGACUCUCGGCUGCAGGACGCCGUCAAGCUGCGACAAAAGAGGCAGGAGACAGCGCAACUUCAUGAAACAGUAGAUGCUGUGUGGGCAGAGCGGCUCGCGCGGUACACGCAGACAAAUAAGGAGCUGCACUCGUACCUGGCGGCGCUCCCCGAGGCACUUGGCGCGCUGAAGGGCUUGACGAAUCACUAUCAGUACAUGAUGCUGGAGAUGCGCAAGUUCAUCGCCUUUGACGUAGCAUGCAGCAAGGUCCACAAUCUGGCGCUGCUUCUUGAGCACGGCGACCACGUGGGGAUCCAGCGUGUGGCGCAGACGAUUCAACAAUUGCUUGUUGCAGAGCCCCUUGUUCAGGUGGUAUGCGAUAACAUCACCGACGCCACGGCCGACAUCAGCAGCCCCAACUCUCUAGGCGAUUGCAGCGCUAGUUUUGUUUUCUGCAUGGAGGAGCUCGAUCGGGCGAUCGAGGGGGCGGUGGAGCGGUACGCCGAGUACCAGCGCGAUCACGCGGAGAAGGCACCCAACGCUGUGUGUGAGGGCUUGCGCAAGUUGGGCAGCGAGGUGAAGGUGUCAACGUUGAGUAAAGGGGAUAUCAUGAUGCAGAAGGAGCGAAAGGUCCUGCGGGACCUCCUCCUUCGUGAUCGACGGCAGCUGCACACCACCGAGGACCUCACGAGUGCGGUGAGGCAUGCAGAGAACGUAUCAGAAAGGUUGCAUAACACCAACACACACGACGGUGGGCUGCAGGCAACAGUCGCUGCGGAUUCUGCCGUCGAAAACGCACAGGAGCAGCUGCUGCUGUGGAGAAGGUCAGCUGUUGUUUUUCUGUUGAGGCAGCAGGCUAAGGAUGCGCUUGGUGCAUAUCAUCUACUUCUAGCGGAGACGCUCACGAAGACCAAGUCGGCGUGA
Molecule: messenger RNA, 1062 nt
Organism: Trypanosoma grayi
Lineage: Eukaryota; Euglenozoa; Kinetoplastea; Trypanosomatida; Trypanosomatidae
Exons: 1
Coding region: 1-1062 (353 amino acids)
Source: RefSeq, a predicted model, not a curated record